ACAUAUAAGAAUUUGUUGAAAUAGAUGUGUAUUGUUAGUUUACAAUGAGACAUUUAUUAUGAUUUGUUGCUUCCUUCUUUUUUUUUUGUUUGUUUGAGAAAAAGAUGAAGAUGACUGUACAGUAUUAUGACGAAUGACUGUGGUUUGUUGCCACAUCCUGUUUCAGCAUUAUUUAAGGCGAUGGUGAACAAUACGCAGUAAUAAUAGAUGCAAGGCUACAUGCCUCAAGUUUGUACUUUAGAAACAAAAUACACAGCACAACCAUCUGAUUAAGCUCAUCCCAGAGCUCUUCUUUAUUUGAAUUCCUGGGACUGUGGACCAUGAUCACCAAGGGCCUAACUGACCUGAGGAUUUUGGCUGUGGAUGUUUUUACCAGUGAUAACAGAGAGGGCUUCAAGAGAACCACCGUCCUCCUCCUCUUGUGUGUCUUCCCAAGCCUCCUCCUCAGUGCUUUACUGCUUCUGUACCUUUUCUUCACUCUGACUUGUGACCUAGCAGUGUCCUCGGGGAUUGCUGCCCUCUUUGGGGUGCUGUUGACACUCGGCCUAUUCCUGUCACAGACGGUACGAUGCUUGUUCACUCUAUUUGUCAUAUCGCUUUUCACUAAGAAGAGUCGUAGUCUCCUGCUAACCGCUGGCACAAGUGUAGUUGUCCUUGGAAAUAUUCAAAACACUAUGGAGAACCUCACAGGCUUGAUCAGGAGCAUGAUUUGCAACCUGAGGGCCAAAAAAGAAUCAGUCAUUGCUCCCUUCAGAAACUAUGUGGACAUGUUGAAAUGGCUGGCUGAUAUUUUACUCGGGGUGACGGAUUUCGGCGUGGUCAAGCUGGACUCCCAACUCAAAAUUUCACCCAAAGUGGACUUGGAAAAUUUUCGGGAGCGACUCACCCAAGUCGAAUUGAAGUUGAAUCAAAGUGUCAAAUAUGCAGUGAAUUUAAUAAACACAGUAUCCACUGUGAAGGAAUAUGUUUAUCCUCUCAUCAGCAUACUGGUGCUCAUCAUCUUUAUAACCUUGCACGUAAGAAAUUACUGCAAUGACAUGAAGUACAAAAAUAAUUUCAUCAGUAACAAAUUUAUUGACUUUGACAAGAAGCAGAAGGCGCAAGGAAAGCAACACGUACUUCCUCUCACAUCAGAGGAGAAGAAGCUUUACCCAUCCCUCCCUUCCCUCCGUCCCACCACCCAGGAAGGAAAAGCUCUGCUAAAAUUUGGCAUUCCAAUUAUCACCCAUUUGAUUGCUUGGGUCAUAUUUAUAGCUGUGGAUGCCGUGUUGUACUAUUUUGUUACUAUUAUAACAACCAAGCUGUCAGAGAUGGAACCAUUCCACGUCCCUCUGCGGCUGAGCCUCAAAGGGAUUGCGACCUUAAUUGGUCUACAAUUGAGUGAGGAAAACCACCAAAAGGACUUUUCUUAUUCUGUGACGCUGUUUGAGAAGCAGUGCCUCCCCAAACCCAAACUCCUGCUCAACAACUCUCUGGUCCCAUUGACUGCCAUCUUGCUGACCUUGCUCGUUAUGGCCCCUGUAGCGGCCAAGUUGGUCCAGAUCAGGCUCAUGGUGUGUGAGAGAUUUUACUGCACCGCUGCAGAGGAGAGGAUCAAGUAUCUGCAUGCCAAAAUUCUGAGGAAGAGGUUAAAAAGGAGGCGGGAGAAAGACAGUUUUACAUCACUCAUCACCAAGCCACAUUUCUGGUGUCCAUUGCUUUUCUCAGACGAGGUCAACACGUGAGGAAAGGUUUCUCCAUAUACACAACAGUGACUGACACUAUAAUGUAUCUCUGUGGGUAUAUAUAUAUUCAUAUACAUAUAUAAAAUAUUGCACAUUUUUAUAUUGUUGUAAUGUAUUUGUUCCAUACAAUCUGCAUGUAUUAUCUAAACUUGGAUCAACAAUGUAUGUCUUUAUUUAUAUAAUGUUGAUGUUAUGACACAGAUUUUUUUUUCAAAGAAAUUAAAUAUCAUUAAUAUAAUGACAACAUUUUCUGGUUGGAACAUGUUUGUUUUUGUCAAACAAUAUUUUCAAUACAUAUUGUCACGUUUUGUCCCCGGUUGUUUUAUGAUGUGCAUAUUGUCAUAGUUUCUGUCAGUGUCUGUGUGCUCGCCCCUCCCUUCCUGGGUCUACUCUCAAUCUAUGUACUAAUCACAGUCAUCUGUCUCUCGUUACCUGUCGCGUAUAUAAGUCCUGUCUGCGUGUCACGCCCUUUUCGGGUUAUUUCUUGUCUCAUGCUCUGUUGUCGCUAGUUUCUUGUGUCUUCUUGUACCACGUCUCGGUUAGUUUGGUUUUUGUUUGCCAGCCCUGUCAGUCAGUCCUGUUGACUUUGCCGGUUCUGUUGACUUGUUCCCUUUAUCCUCCCUUCCAACUACCUGUUCCCUUCAAUAAACCCUGGUCCAAGCUGCAUUUGGUCGCCCUGCUCCAUUCCGAUCCGUGACACAUAUACGUAGGUAUAAAUUGUGUGUGUAUGCGUGCGUGCGUGUUUCUGUGUAAGAUAUCUACCGAAUGUGUCUAUUUGAAUAGACAGAGGUACUUGCAUAAUCCAAGACAGCUGUCCUUUGCAUGUGCAGUGUAGGCCCCCCGUCUACCAUUUGCACCGUGCUGUCACUAUGCAUUGACAUCAUACAGGUGUUUUAUAAAACAGGGACACUUGGAGUUUUGCAUCCUUUGCAUGACUACCAAUGAUAAUUUUAGCUUUGUAUUUGACUU
Molecule: messenger RNA, 2693 nt
Organism: Syngnathus acus (greater pipefish)
Lineage: Eukaryota; Metazoa; Chordata; Actinopteri; Syngnathiformes; Syngnathidae
Product: dendritic cell-specific transmembrane protein
Exons: 3
Coding region: 321-1724 (467 amino acids)
Cellular component (GO): membrane
Source: RefSeq, a predicted model, not a curated record